AUGAACCACGAUUCCGCCACCAAAGGUUCUCCCGAACCAACCCCCACUACUCCAGCGACUACCGCGCACCAACUCCCCGAAAUCACCAGAUUCAUCACAACCCAUAACGCAGACGGCACCGCUACGUUCAGCAACGCCUUCCCAGAUCAAGUUUCUCGGACCUCCGUCCCAGGCGCUCUAUUCACUCUCGGCUACGCAACAGACACACUUCCCGUGGACCUCUCCUCGGACCGCGACUUCACCGCCUACAAGCAGUAUCUGGAGAAUAAUCCGGGGCUAGCCAUUUCGACCGGCUCCGUCUGUCGCAUCGUGGACAUCGGCCCGGACAUAACCAGCGCCAUGCAUCGCACCGUGUCUAUUGACUAUGGGGUUGUUUUGGAGGGCGAGGUGGAAUUGAUCCUUGAGAGUGGGGAGACGAGACGGCUCUCGCGGGGUGAUAUUGCCAUUCAGCGGGGGACUAAUCAUGCUUGGAAGAAUGUGACGAGGAGGGUGGGUGAGGAUGGACGGCAGGAAGCCGGUUGGGCCAGGAUGCUUUAUGUUUUGUUGCCGGUUUUGCCGGUCAAGGUGCAGGGGGAAGUGUUGGGUGAGUCGGUCGUCGGGAUGGGGGUUGCUGAUAGUUCUUGA
Molecule: messenger RNA, 624 nt
Organism: Penicillium cosmopolitanum
Lineage: Eukaryota; Fungi; Ascomycota; Eurotiomycetes; Eurotiales; Aspergillaceae
Product: cupin domain-containing protein
Exons: 1
Coding region: 1-624 (207 amino acids)
Source: RefSeq, a predicted model, not a curated record